AUGAAGUACUCAUUCCUGGGCCAAAACAACCGGAAGGCAAUCUUUACCAUCAUAGCUAACUACAUAAACCUGUCACAGUAUGAGCUCGCUCGGUCACUACUACACCAUUUGGUGGUUAAAAGUUUGUUCACCGGAGAUGAAUGCAGCAGGGGGAGGAGGAGAAAGAAAAAAAGGAGGAUGACACAGACGGACAUAUCGACAGAAGAGAAAUUGUACUACUUAAGGAAGACGCUCAAAUUCAUGCGAAGGUUCUUAUCUUAUGGUUGCUGUCCUCUACAGAUUUUUUCAAACGAGCAAUCCAGUGCACACUUUCUACUCAAGGUGGCACGUGACUACAACCGGUUUGUUGAAUUGAUCCUUCGAAAUGUACUAACCUGUGGGGUGAGGAAAGAACACCUAGCAGGUCAACCAUCGAGAAGCGUCCCGAGGUUGUCACGUGAGCUGCGUUCCAUCCUGAGGAAGAAGUACGUGCCUAAGGAGGUGCAAAGCAAAAUCGCCUUCGACGCUCUUCUGGCAACCAUAGUGGUGCACAGGGAGUACUACCUCUGCGCGUUCGAAGACUCUUCCUUUUUUGCCUUUUCACUGGAUACGGUGCAGUGUCUAAGGAGGGUCUAUUAUUUGUAUGUGAAGGCGAGGCAACUACUCUUACAGAGGGGGAAACGCGCACUGAAAUGGGACCUACCGGGGGAUCACCCCCAAAGAUCAUCAACAAGGGGGAAGACCAAACUGAAGAACCGCCAGAAGCGCCUCCUAAAAUUAUUUAACCGAAUUGUUCCGUUUAGCGGGCCAACCAGGGGACCUCCCCACGGGAGGAACACCCCCCCGAUUAGUAACUCUCCCAACAGAAGAGAAAAACAGUGUUCUCCUCCAAAAAUAAAAGAAACAGAUGAGCUACACAACAUAGACCAUCUCGUUCUUCACAGCUGCAGAGUGGUAUAUUGUGAGAAAACUGAUCAGGUCAGAGAGAGCGCCAACCAUGAAGGUAACGAAGCAGACAAGAAAAACAAAGCGGAAGGAACAUCAUCCAUGCAUAUGAUAUAUAUCCCCCCGCUUCACAUCCUUAACAAGGUACCCAUAUAUAAUUAUGUAAACACCUUUGAAGAGGAGGCACACUAUUUUUUCCAACAUAACGUUGUGACUUCCCUAUAUAGGGAGCUGUUCUGUUUGGUGUUCUUCCUCCCUGCAUUAGGAGUAGAGCUACUUCAGACCCUCUGCUUAAAUCAGUCCUUUUUUGAUUUCCUGCUGAGUCUUCUUUUUCUUUCCAAUUGGGAUCACGCCGGGGUUAGCAAUUAUUUGCAGGAUGGAUCAGAUGGUAGUCCACCAUUGGGGGCAGCUUGCGGAGGGGGCGUUUCCAUGCAGAUGGGGGGAAGUGCCACAAACGGGAAGAACCCCGACAAGGAGGACUCACCACCCGAGACGGAAACGGAGGCACAAACAGACGUGGAGACGCUACCCACCCUAGGGAGAAAAGAAAAAAAAAAAUUAAUAGAAAAUUGCUACUUCAUAUUUGCGCAACUGUACUACAAUGUGGUGGAUAUCUACAUCGAUGUCCUGGUCGAAAAAUUAAAAAGAAAGGACCUGGUGAAUUACAACAAUUUUUUGUACCUGCUUAAGUUUAACCACCUUUUUGUGAACAACGUUUUUUUCUUUUCCAUGUGUUUUGUAAAUGCGGGGCAUCACACAAAUGUAAGGAUCAACGGGGAGGAUACACACCGGAGAAGCGACCCCCCGAAGAAUCUCCACUUCGCUCAAAAGGCUCUGCACAAAUUUUACGAUUGGCUGGUCCUCCUCGUCUUCCACUACAACGGUGACGAAGCUGCAGUAAACCAUUUUGGCCACUUUCCCCAGUACCCACUAGGCAGUGAAAGGAAGGAUGAAAACGCAGAAGAUGUGACCCUUUACAAACUCCUCCUCAGGGGAGUCGUGCUCCACCUACCCAUUAAUUACUCACACAUACGAGCCGUCUUUUUUUUUUACCUAAAUAAAAUGAGAGAAAAGACGGCUAAAAGAAUGGUUCCAAGUGAUAACCACAAGAAGAGCGUCAUUUAUGAUGUACUCAUGUCUACUAACACGUUUCGCUGUUCUGGUGAAGGCCUAGUCGUUAAUGUGCUUCUUCACCUUUUCAACUAUGCAGACGAUCUGUACUGUCGCUGGGUGCAGACGUCCGUACUGUACUCUCACGUACGUAGUGGGGGGAAGGAGGAUCUCCUGUUUUGCCUCAACGGAUCACGGAUAAGGGGCGUCCACUUUAUGGGCUACCUGUUCGACCUGUGCGAAGCGUACAUGGCUAGCCAGGAGUUCCUCCAUCUGGACAGACUACUUCAAAACUUUAAGGGACUGAAAAACCUCUGCGUGCUCUUCUGCCUGGAGAAUGCGAUGGACGUCCACGUGAGGAGGAAGUGCCUCUCACAGAUUAGGGCCAGCAGGAACAAUGUAUACCUCUACAACUACAUAAAAGACAUGAAGGUGAGGGUGAGGAUCUCCUCUCAUCACUACCAAUUGUACAGACAAAACAGGAGGGUAAACCACGGAUCGCACAAACGCACAUUUACGGAGAAUGAUAUUUUUCUCGCACUGAAGCAGUCAUCCAGUGGGGCUCUACUCAAUCAGCUGAACCUGCUACAAUAUGUUGGAUACUCCUUUCUCGGGAAAAUGGCACAGAUGACUCGGUGCAAUAUUAGGAAUGACCUGUACAGGCGGGAGACCAGAAUGAACACGAACUUUCUCCUUUUUUACGCGUGCAUGAGGAGCAUCUUCCUGUGCCUGCAGGGACGCAGCACCGUGGAGCAGAUCAGGAACUACUACAAACUAAUUACCUACCGGGAAUGCCGAGUAAAAGCCCUCCUGUAUAUAACUGUUCUCCUCUUCCAGUGCAUACAGAACAGACAAGAAGGGGUGAAGCCAAAACUGCUCAUGUGGACAAUACAUUUCCUAUCGCGUAAACUCAGAUCCAUCAAGGAAGACAAAUCUCUCUUUCUAACAAAUUUAAAAUUCUUGUUAAUGCAAAUUGUAUGGCAUGUGUACGUCCGUCUGUUUGUCUUCAUCCAAAAAUGUAGAAGCAUACAUGUGGACUCAAGAAAUGGAAAAAACGGGUUCAGGCGGGUUCUAAGUCAUUCCUACGGGUUGCGCAUGAGGGGAAGGGAAGAUGCAGAAAAAGCAACGCUGUACCACAUCGGAGAAAAUUCAAAUGGGGAGGGUACCCAGAAGGAAGUACUACAAGUUGGACCUGGUAAUGACUCUCCUGAUGGGAUAAACAAACUGGGCUUAGUUGAGCUACCCGUAUCUACCACCCCGCAGGGAAAGAGUUUGCGUCAACGGGUAAUACCCACCCUGCCAUAUACAAGAGUAACCACAGAACGGAUUAUGGUCAAUCAACUAAUAAGAAAAGUGAAAAGAAUUUCAUCCCUCGGGGUGCACAACAAAGGGGCGUCUAAGCAGAGUGGGGCAUGCAAAAGGGGAAGUUCCAUCUUCAAUUUUGUAGUUAUGGUGGAGAGAUACCUGCUCAAGAAGGAGCGUCGUAGAAGACAGACGGUGGGACGCUCCUCCACCAGGAGUAUACUACCCAUGGGUGACCUGCAGAGCGAAAAUGCUCCCUUCAAAAGGGUUUACUUCAAGACAGGUGACCUCACUAGAGGUGACCUAAAAAGGGUUGACUUCAAGAGCGCCGAAUUCGAGAGGCACUUCCUGGAACUCAUGUGCAGCGAUCCGCAGGAGUACCUCUACAGGAACAUUGCAGACGGGAGGAACAAUCACCUGAACAUGUUCAUAUUUUUUAUAUACAAAAAGCAGCUAUCCAAAGGAAGGUCGCUGCAGAAUUUGUUGCACUACCUCGAAUUGAGCACACUCUUUAAGAACCUGUACAUGGGUCAGCCUAUCUUAUCAUUGGGGAGAAGCGGAAGGACCACACUUCAGGGGAAGUCACUCACCCCCCUCUUCCAAAUGAUGCUCUUUUACUAUGAUAAGUACAGGUGGAACGAGGUGAACAGGUACCUCUUGCCGAACAGCUACGGUGUGGACUUGUUCUCUCUUUAUAACUUUUUGGAUAUGUGUGUGUCGUGCUCGAAUACGGUGGAGAGUGGGAUCGCCCUUCUGCGCUUUGUCAGGGGAAGGAUACGCAGGGGCGGCGUACUAACCGGUAAGACGCAUCACGAAGUGAAUAGGAAGACACGUAAAGAUGAUGCGUCUUACCGGUUAGAGCGCUUGGCCCAUUUCCUGCUCUGCUUCAUCGAUCGGCUGCACGUGCUGAUAAGCAUAAAGAGCAGGCCCUCCUUGGGGGAAAGAAAUAGGGAAAACCAAAAUCCACCAAAGGGGCAAAAAAAAGAAACAGUCCCCUCGAGGAAGGCACCACGGGUCACCAAACCAGUGCUACUAAACAAGUACCUGCUGCUGAAAUGCAACUCCCUAAAGGUGCAAUCCAAGUUGAUCGAAAAAUAUUUUGUGGACCUGUAUAAGAGAAAGUACUUCCUAAAGGAUAUGUUCCUCAGAUUUAACAACUUAAAAAAAAAAAAAAAAAAAAUACAUAAAAACCAACCAGUGCAGCAAAGCUUUUACCAGUUCGCUUCCCAGUCGAAGGAAAACGUCUCUACCUCUCACAUCGUGCAUGAAAAAGGGGAAGUAAACUACAACCUAUUUUUCAUUCUUACAGUAGAUGUAGACAGACUGAUCAAAUUCGCUCUCUUCUUGUGUAACUCCUUUACCAAUGCCAGGAGGAUGUGUUCUCUCUUCUUCAUUCACCACCAGAGGGUGCUCGUCCAAAAUAUUGCCACUCAGUGUUGCAUAAAAAAUGCCAUUCCUUUGGUUCAGUUCUGGUGGGGGAAUGAUUCACCGGGGAGGAUUUUCACGCCAUCGUUUCUGCCUACAGAUACGCCCAAUACAGAUGUUACCCCUCAGAAAAAUAUAUUAGGGUGUAACUAUUUGGGAGAGAAAUCUGCUGAACAACCUGAGGAGAAGCACCUCAUGGGAGAGUUCCUCUUUCUUCUUAAUGAUGUCGUUGGGGCGCUGGAGCAGGUGAAGCGAAGGAUCACUCCCACAGAGGGAAAAAAGAGGAAGAAAAAAACAUGCAAAUUGAAGCAACUCCUUUUGAAUUACAUCCAGCAUGUGAUCGACACACAGGGAGGGGUACCACCAGAUGGGAAAAUAAAACCUCCUGCACGGAGAGGUAACCCCGCCGAGGCUUCCCCUGAGGAGCGCUUUUAUACCUUGAAGAAUCAAUGCACUGAUGACCACCCCAGCGUGGAAGACAAAGAUGAGCUAAUAAAUCUGUUCAUAUGCCUGGAAAAGUGUGACCACUACUUCCCCUUUAUUUUUAACACCCUCUAUGGAUAUGCCUUUUCAACAAAGUAUAGUUUUUUGAAUAGACUCCUGGUGGAAAGGUACAGCUGCAUUAAAAGGAUUUUCUGGAUUUGUCACAGGGAAAGGGGUGCCUCACCGGAGGACAGCGUCUUACAAACGGUUAACGAUGCUACCAGUGUGAACGACGUUAGAAGGGCUGAUCGAGAGGUGGGCGUGUACUGCCUCAAGUACAACGACUUGGAACACCUGGACAGCUUCACGAAGUGCCUCCUCUACGCGUCCAUCUUCGACAACCAACAUAAUAUGGACUGCCUGCAUCUGUACCAGUUGGUGAAGGCACCCAAUGGGGAGAAAAAAGUAGACCUGAACACGAAGAAGCUAAACAAGUUUUACGCACCUCUUUUGAGAAAAGUGCAAAAUGCCACCACCGAGGAAGUAUUCAAUAAUCCAUUUAAAUUAAAAGGGAAAACAUUUAGUGCACCUCGGAGUUGUGUCAAAAAGGAAGAACUUUUGACGUACCUCCUCAGGGAGACAACCCCUCUGGAGAGUCUUCUCGAUGUCGUCGUAAAUUUAUUCAUGGGGGAUGAUCACACACUGAGUAGGAUGACUUUGCAAGAGGUAACCCUGAUCGUGAAUACCACCUAUUGUAGGUGCCAAGAAUUUCGAACGGAAGACCAGGCAUCGUUGGCGCAUACCCUCAGGACCUGUGAUCAGGUCGAUUGCUACACUUUUGGGAGACUGCCAAACAGCCUGCAUGGGGAUGUCACCAAGGUGGGUGUGUACAUGAGGGUGCUCCAAAUGGUUAGUAAAGUGCAGAGGGUAUCCAAUGGGGAGAUUCCCCAAAGUGGGGACCCCCCUAAGUCAGUCCGCCGCUUUACAACGCAACCAGCCCACUGGGUGAGGAUCCUCAAAACGAUUAUGAUCGAACCAAUGGGCGAGAAAGACACGCUGCAAUUCAUCACGCAAAAUAGGCUUUUCAAACAUGCCUCCUUCCUCCUUAACUAUAAGUUGGGUCCAGUCACCAGCGUCUCCAAAAGAGAGACCAUACUUAAACUGGAGAGGAAAUGCAAGGCAGCUUAUAUUUUGCAUCUAUGGUGGAGUAACAACCCGAGGAAGAAAAAAAAAAUUAUUUCCUUUUUGGAGAAGCUGAAUGGAGAAAAGGAAGUGAAAACCUUACUAAGCAGUAUACUCUAUGACCGAGACAACAGUAACCUGCAAGACUUUUUUUCCUUCCUACUUUCCCAUUUUGAGACAACCUUCGUGAGGAAGUUCUACCUGCUGGCACUCGUUUCGCACACGUUGCAGUUGCCAUCAAUCCGCCAGGUCAAUCUUAGGGAACUUAUUUCUUCCCUUCUCUGGAGGGACAAGUUAGACCUAGACAGACUCAUCCUGAGGAAGGACCUGUACAGACCUAAAUUGUAUACUCUCCUUCGUUACGCCUUUUUGUGCAUUCAUAUUGACUGUUCCAAGGGUGCUUCGUCGGAGGGGGAACAUUGGAAAGAGCAUCGAAGGGGGAAAAAACACCACCGAGGAAGGACUCACCAACAGAACGCCCUUCCCUACAGUUUGUCCAAAUGUCUAUCCGUUUUGGAGCUGGCUGCGUUGGUCAGUGGUGAAGACAAUGCUCAGCUCCUGUAUGAGAUAUUUUUGCGCGUGACGCAGGUUCUGUUCGAUCGUGUGUGCAACCGCAUGUGUGACCAAACGUGUGACCGCUUGCCUGGGGAGGACCACCUAGACAGCUGCGUGAAAUUGAAAAAGAAGCUGCACCAUGUGAAUCGCCCCGCCAGCGCGAACGGGAACAAGGAACCGCCGCCACAUGGGAAGCUCAAAAAGAAGUUCAGCCUGUUUGGCCAGUUUUUUCAAAAGAACCUAAAUGCAAACGGGGUUAACGCAAAAGGGAAGAGCGCCAAUAACGCAUACAUCAGGCAUUAUCAUAUGAUCAAAUCGGAGGAACCACCACAACCAAGAUGCAACCAGAACAGUGGGGGAAAACCACAAAUAAGCAUAAACAUCCUCUUGUAUACCUUCUAUAAAGUAUGUUACUUCUUCUAUGCAAACUACAAAGAACUGAGAAGAGGAAGCAACCUUCUGUGUACCUUGCUUCCCAUGCUGAUAUAUGUACAGACGUCCCUGCGGUUCCGAGUGUGCCUCAAAUCGGUCAUUAAGCUGGACUUAAAAGAACUCAUUGAUUUGCUAAGGGUGAAGAACUUCAACAUGUGUAACCAACUGAUCCAUAGAAUCUGUUCUUGCUACAUCUACCAUGUGAAUUCCUUUGGGGUUUUAGGAGAACCCACUUUGUUCUUCCCCUUGGCUAGCUCAAAAAGGAGACUCAGCAAAUACAAAAUGGUGAAAAAUAUCGUAUCGCUGCUAAGGUGUAGCGAGGGAGACAUCCCCAGGGAAGUGGUACCCUUGAAGGUGAACAACUUUUAUGUGUAUAGGUACGCCAACGAAACGUGUGUGUAUAGACAGUUCGUCGAUGCGGCAGGAGUUGUGGUGCGUGAGUUCGGGGCGGACCAGGCAAGAAACCUAUAUCAAAGGGAUUCUGUAAAUCGUAGUACAGUGAAACGAAACGGAGCGAAUGCAGUGAACCAGGAAGACCUGUUGCAGACGGUGCAGCGGCUCCACUUCAGCGUUAUCACGUUUUAUGUGACCCUCUUAUCCAAGUGUAAUAUGGACCUGUACUUGUCUCUGAAUUUAUUUUUCUCCCUCAUGUGCACCUACCACUGGUCAAGCAAUCCUUACAAGAAAUACAAAAAGCUGAUCUCCUACUUUUCCAACGUUAAUGUGCAUAAGGAUAAGGGGGCGAACGUCCUGGGGGGGAUGAAUAAUCACGUGGGGAUAAAUGAAUGGCCUGUUCAUAAACUACUGAAAAGAACUAGCAGCGUCAAGAAACCUGCCCCAAUAUGUUCACCAGGGGGGAUAUACAAAAUGGUCCUCCAAGUGAACUCUGGAGGGGGGAUUCACUCUUGGAAGGACUACACCUAUUUAGGGUACAUCCGGCUGGAAUUCAAAAAUAAAGGGGAUUCACUUUCUAAGGGAGUAGGUCCCUCUCUUAGUUAUCAUCUUGUAGGAAGCGAUGAUGUGGCUUCAUUCCACCAGCGAUUUGUUCCGAAACGGAGUGGCAACCUUCUUCCUUCUUGCAGAAAAAACCGAAUGGACUUCCCUGCACAGAGCAUUUACUCUCCAUCCGCCUCAAUAUACGUUAGAAGACACCUCCUCACCAGCGUCACUUUCGCCUACCUAUACAGCUACCAGAAUGACGUGCAUUUUGGAGGGGACUGCCGAGAGAUUCCAUCCGUAAGAGCCCUCACACAGAAGCAGCUCCUUCGGUACGUCAUUGAGCAUGUAAAUAACCCCUACCUUCUGAUCAGAAAAGGAAUGCAUCCUGUGGAGGCGUAUCCAGUACAUCCACGUGGCUACCCACAGACAACAGGAGAAGGCACCAAAAUAGGAACAACCAAUGCAAGGACAACCAUGAUGAGUAAGGUUAACAAAUGGCCAGUGGACCACCUUAGGAACAAACAAAAGACCUUCACCUUCACAAGUUAUUUGAGACAAAAGAGAGUGGAUCGAAAUAUCAACCUGUUCGCCCACAAAUUGGACCUCUUCCAGGAGUACAUAAAAAGGAUACACAACGAUUCUUUGGGAAGACAUGUGUUGGAUUUCUUCUCAUCCAUUCAGUUGGCUAACAACUAUGAGCGUUUCUUCUAUGACGUGGAUGCUUCUUGUUCAUUCCCUCUGUGUUAUGCACACCCGAGCAGCAACUUAGCUUUGUCUUCUCAGUACUUUAAGAAGAGCUUCCAUGAGGUAUGUUCUAAUAUGUCUCUCCCAAAAUGUGAUGCACAGGUGGAUGGCGGCACCUGUGCGGGAAAGACAAGGAACCUCCUCUUCAUCACAUCCCUGUUGUUGCCUUAUGGUUCGAGGUGCCCGAGGCUGCCAAGCUACAACCUCGCCAAGUGUGACCCCUUCCGCCUGGCCACCCUGAGGAGCUACUUCUCACCGGACACCCUCCUCAGCGUCUGCACCAAAAGCGACCUCACCAAGAACUGCUUCAGGAUCAUUCGGAAAAAGGGAGCGACCAGUGCACAGUUCAGCCGCAUCAUCAAGAGGGCGUGCAGGCACAACUACAUCUACAAAACAUUUCAGAACGUGUCCCGCCUCGAGGACCCUCGCUUCCAGCGCGAAAUAAAGUGCCACUUGAUGCAACGCAGGAUGUACGCCCUACUGUACAACUACCUGGUUUUUUCCGGAGACUACCUCAACGCAGUCAUACUUUGCGUGCAUAACUAUUCCAUUGCGCAAAACACGGACACACAAAAUGGCUACCUGAACAACGCCCUCGUGAACCUCACCCUGAUCAGUGACACGUUUAAGGGCUCCAAGAUGGGACCUACCUCCACACGGAAAAUACCCCACGAACCUUUCAUUAUAUAUAACCGCAGCCGCCUUCGCAAGAGGAGCAGCAAAUUUUAUCGACCCAGCAAUUUUAACAUACUUUUUGGAGAAACGCAAAAAAGGCAGGGUCAUCAGGUCUCCAUCGAUACGAUACACAGAUGCAUGGACCUCAUAACCCUACAACAGACACUCCUGAACGCCCAGCUGGGUUACCCAGUGAAAAUCCUGAACUGCAAAAAAUUGGAAAUCUCCCUGUGCAUACACAUUUUAGUUUACAAGAAAAAGUACAACCUCGCAGAUAACGUUAUAAAUGUGUACCAGUGGAAGUACACCUUCACGUACUGUCUGGCUUGUCUGUUCUGCAUACUGCUAGAAGGGGAUUUUUACUUCCUGGAGGACGUUUUCCACUACGUUAAGAUAAAGCUCAACAAUGAGGACGUGAGCAUGUUCCUCCUCCACGUCGUGCACUUAUUUUUGGAGUACCGCACGAAAUGGAGGCACGUCUACGAGCGUGUGAAGUGCGUACACGGUGGCUAUCCCGGGGGGGAACUGCAUAGGCAAGACCAUCCUGAUGACCACCGUACGGAGCAACGUUCCUUCCUGCACGACGUGCUGCGUCACAUCACCGACAACGAUUGCCUGUUCUACGCACACACCCUCCUCUUCAUUCACGACAAGCAGCAAUACGCAGGCAUCCGCAAAAAUAUGAAACGCCUCUUAUUCAGUAACAUAUGCAAAAACGAUAUUUACAGAACAAUUAUCGGGGCAUACAAGUUUAUCCACCAGGAUCACCGGAUGAACUUUAACUUGAUUCAUGAGAAUAGGGGAUCCUUUAAAAAGUCUUCUCUCCGCAGGAUGAACUUAACAAACUCUGGUGGCAUUCAAGACGACUACAACUUUGAGCAGCUGAUGUCGUUGGCUAAGAAGUACCCAGACAACAUAAAGGAGAAUAUCACGCGGGAAAUUUUAGCCAUUCGUCAUGUAACCGUGCAGCAACGCAGCGACUAG
This is a messenger RNA of Plasmodium coatneyi, 10695 nucleotides long. RefSeq lists its product as uncharacterized. Bases 1 to 10695 code for a protein of 3564 amino acids. The transcript has 11 exons. Lineage: Eukaryota; Apicomplexa; Aconoidasida; Haemosporida; Plasmodiidae. The record is from RefSeq and is a predicted model, not a curated record.